AUGAUGGCCAAGAAACUCGUCACGGUUGUCGGCGCCACUGGCGCGCAGGGGGGCUCAGUUGUUGAUUACCUGCUCAAGAACAAGUCCCAAGAAUAUGCCAUCCGCGCAAUAACUCGGUCUACGGAGAGCGCAACAGCAAAAGCUCUUGCCGCUCGUGGCGUUGAAGUGGUUCGCGCGGACUUGACUGACACCACGGCCCUCAAAGCAGCAUUUGCUGGAUCAUACGCCAUUUUCGCAGUCACAAACUUUUGGGCCAUUGAGACUCAGAUGGGCAUCAACAUGGUAGACGCGGCAUUAGCCACCGAUACGCUACAGCAUUACAUUUGGUCGGCUCUUACAGACGCAUGUACAGUCAGUGGUGGUAGAAUUAAACCUCCGCAUUACGAUUCCAAGGCCAAAGUCACUCGAUAUAUCCAAUCUAAGCCAGAAUUGUUGGCAAAGACCACGUUCGUGUGGUGCGCCUACUAUGCGACAAACUUUGCGGGCUUAACUCGACCUAUCUACGUCCCAGCCACUGGUCAAUAUAUCCAGAUACAAGCUACUCCAUCCGACCAACCGAUUGCCUGUAUCGGAAACACCCGCUCUAAUUUCGGAAUAUUCGUGGAAGCAGCGCUCGCUCAACCGGACAAGACUCGCGGUGGACAGACUGUGUUUGCGUUUGUGGAGAGCACGACUCUAGGAGGCCUGCUGCAGACUUGGGCGGAAGCACAUAAUGUCAAGGCCACGUAUAUCCAGGUAUCUCGUGAAACUCUUUUCUCUGCAUGGCCUAUGGAAGUUCAAGAGUUUACGGUUGGGAUGGAGUUUUGGGAUAUGAUUCGGGAUAAGGAGUGGACUGGCAAGGACAGCUUUCUGACGUAUUCUGACUUGUGGAUAGACGUUACGACGUUGAAAAGUGUGAAAGAAUCUUUUGCAGAGUUGGAGCUCUAG
This is a messenger RNA of Trichoderma breve, 927 nucleotides long. Its product is annotated as nmrA-like family domain-containing protein. The record is from RefSeq and is a predicted model, not a curated record. Bases 1 to 927 code for a protein of 308 amino acids. The transcript has 2 exons. NCBI's taxonomy places the organism in Eukaryota, Fungi, Ascomycota, Sordariomycetes, Hypocreales, Hypocreaceae.